GUUCUCUCUUUGCCCCAUCUACUGCGAGGUGAGGAGCUUACGGGGCUGUGUGCCCUGGGAAUCUGAAGCCAUCCUCUCUUGGGGACGCCGGCGGCAUGGACCCAGUGUCCCGACUCCUUGUCUCCACUGUCCCCCAGCACGACGGGCGUCCUUUAGGGUUUGGCGGCGCGAGCUGAAAGUUGCCUUCCGGGCUUUCAGGCCUACCGUAGCCCUGCCUCCAUGGCGCGCCGGGCUGGGCUUCCUAACACCCUUCCGGGGCCCGCGCGCCCCUAGCCAACUUUUGUCACCGACCCAUUUGUGUUUCUUUCCCCGGAUUUCGUACGUGGCAGUUUUCCGUUUGGAGCGGAAAUCUGUCCAGUAGAGCCUUUGCUGCUCCAUCCUUCUUACCCGCGUGUUUGUGUUUCAGAAUGAAGACCAUUCUCAGCAAUCAGACGGUCGACAUCCCAGAAAAUGUCGACAUCACUCUGAAGGGGCGCACAGUCAUUGUGAAGGGCCCCAGGGGAACCCUACGGAGGGACUUCAAUCACAUCAAUGUAGAGCUGAGUCUUCUCGGAAAGAAAAAGAAGAGGCUCCGGGUUGACAAAUGGUGGGGUAACAGAAAGGAACUGGCCACUGUCAGAACCAUCUGCAGUCAUGUUCAGAACAUGAUCAAGGGUGUUACACUGGGCUUCCGCUACAAGAUGAGGUCUGUGUAUGCUCACUUCCCCAUCAACGUUGUUAUCCAGGAGAAUGGGUCUUUGGUUGAAAUCCGAAAUUUCUUGGGUGAAAAAUACAUCCGCAGGGUUCGAAUGAGGACAGGUGUUGCUUGUUCUGUCUCUCAAGCCCAGAAGGAUGAAUUAAUCCUUGAAGGAAAUGAUAUUGAACUUGUCUCAAAUUCAGCGGCUUUGAUUCAGCAAGCCACAACAGUUAAAAACAAGGAUAUCAGAAAGUUUUUGGAUGGUAUCUAUGUGUCUGAAAAGGGAACUGUGCAGCAGGCUGAUGAAUAAGACCUAAGUUAACCCUGCUCCAGAAACAAGAUCCUGAAUUACAAGUUUGAUUUGGGGUGUCUUUUGGAACAAUAAAACUCACUGAUUUGUUUGUCCUUGA
Messenger RNA from Meriones unguiculatus (Mongolian gerbil), 1086 nucleotides. It is a transcript of the gene Rpl9, whose product is annotated as ribosomal protein L9. Gene Ontology annotation, molecular function: rRNA binding; structural constituent of ribosome. Bases 408 to 986 code for a protein of 192 amino acids. Gene Ontology annotation, biological process: cytoplasmic translation. NCBI's taxonomy places the organism in Eukaryota, Metazoa, Chordata, Mammalia, Rodentia, Muridae. The record is from RefSeq and is a predicted model, not a curated record. The transcript is spliced from 7 exons. Gene Ontology annotation, cellular component: cytosolic large ribosomal subunit; ribosome.